AUGGCAUCCUCGUUGUACCUGCCCACUCGCAUAGCUUCUAGCUCUUGCUUCAGCCAACGGCUUCAAGCCUGUUCUCAGCAGCCAACAAAACCCUUGGCCCUUUUUCACCCCCUCACAAAUCGGCGAUCGCCCAGCAGCUUUAAACUAGCCGCUGGAGCGUCGAAGUCCUCCCGCAUUCAAUGCAGUCACGUGCGCGACGUGAACACGGAGGAGUUGGAUCAUCUGGUGACCGGCGAGCGAGAGACGCCUCUCGUGAUUGACUUCUGCGCUGACUGGUGCGGGUCGUGCGACAUCCUCUCCGAGCAACUUGAAGAGUUAGCGGAGGAGUACGACGGGCGCGUGCGGUUCGUUCAAGUGAACACGGAUCAGGAAUACGACCUCGCAGACCAGCUCGAGAUCCGCGGGCUUCCAACCAUGGUGUUCAUGGGCAAGGACAAGGCCAAGCGAGCGACCCGCAUUGAGGGCAUGCUUUCAGUGGACACCAUCAGGCAACUCAUUGAUGACGUUGCUGAUCUCCAUAGCUAA
Messenger RNA from Closterium sp. Naga37s-1, 525 nucleotides. NCBI's taxonomy places the organism in Eukaryota, Viridiplantae, Streptophyta, Zygnematophyceae, Desmidiales, Closteriaceae. The record is from the annotation of a GenBank genome assembly.